Molecule: messenger RNA, 2741 nt
Organism: Phalaenopsis equestris
Lineage: Eukaryota; Viridiplantae; Streptophyta; Magnoliopsida; Asparagales; Orchidaceae
Product: gamma-tubulin complex component 4
Exons: 16
Coding region: 121-2361 (746 amino acids)
Biological process (GO): spindle assembly; cytoplasmic microtubule organization; meiotic cell cycle
Cellular component (GO): gamma-tubulin complex; centrosome; spindle pole
Molecular function (GO): gamma-tubulin binding; microtubule minus-end binding
Source: RefSeq, a predicted model, not a curated record
CCCAAUAUUUUUCGGAAUCACCUCUGGGGCGGGAGACGGAUAACUCUACGGCGUAUUCAUCGGCCGGUCAAUAUUCCCUCCGGUGAGCCCUGAGAGGAGGCGGCGAUUGAAUGGGAAGAAAUGCUGCACGAGCUGCAGCUUGCUCUUCUUGGUUACACCGGAGAUUUGAUAAUCGAUGAGAGGGACGGGCGGUUCGACGCUAUUUCAGACUUCCCAAACGAACCCACCUUCAAGCUAGCGCCGGAUCUCUCCUCCAUACAGCCAUCCGAGAGGGACAUUAUCGAAAGGCUUUUACCACUAGGCUUCUACUAUAGGGCGCUUGAUCACUUUGCUGCUAAGCAUCGCCAUUUGAGUUCAUCUCAGUUUGCACAAUAUUUUCCUCAUACCCAAGCUUCUGAAUUGCAGAAAAAAAGCCCUGGGAAAGGAAGUGUAUACCGCAGGGCUAUUGCAAAUGGGAUAGUUGAGAUUUUAUCAGUUUAUAGGUCAUCUGUUCUGCAAGUCGAGCAGAACUUGUUAUCAGAUCCUAUGCCUAUUCUGGCAACUGUCACUCUUGGCCUAAACAAGUAUGCCGUGCUUAUGCCACCAAUCUACGAGCUUAUAGCAGAAAUUGAAAGAGAAGAUAUCAGAGGAGGACAACUUCUAAACCUUUUACGUAAAAGAUGCCAUUGUGGAGUACCUGAGCUGCAAGCUUGCAUCCAAAGGCUGCUUUGGCAUGGGCAUCAAAUUUUGUAUAACCAACUAGCAUCUUGGAUGGUUUAUGGAAUUCUUCAAGAUCCGCAUGGGGAGUUUUUCAUUCGAAGGCAAGAUGCUAGUGAUAUAGAGAGUGAAUCUUCUCUUUCAGAUGCCACAGAAAAGUUGAGGUACAAGUCAUCUGAAAAUGCAGCCCUUACUGAUUGGAACAUAGGAUUUCAUAUAUUUCUGGAAAUGCUGCCGGAUUACAUACAUAUGCACAUUGCUGAGUCCAUUCUCUUUGCUGGUAAAGCAAUUAGGGUCCUUCGAAAUCCAGCAUAUUCAUUCAGAGUACAGGAAUCCAUCCACCAGCAACACAUUUUAAGAGGAACUCAAAGGACCCAGGGAUCAAUGGGAACCUCUGUCCUUUCAAAGGAUCCUCUGAAGGGUGCAAAUAUAGUUGCUGAAGAACUCUUCCCACAAUCGGAGGCUGAUAAAAUUGAAGAAAUGCUCCAAGGGUUGAAGCAAUCAUCUGAGUUCCAUAAAAGAUCUUUUGAAUCUGCUGUAAAUUCAAUCUGUACUGUUGCUGCAAACCAUUUAUGGCAGCUUGUAGUGAUUCGGGCAGACUUGAAUGGCCACCUUAAAGCCCUGAAAGAUUAUUUUCUUUUAGCUAAAGGUGAUUUCUUCCAGUGUUUUCUUGAGGAGAGCCGUCAACUGAUGCGUUUACCUCCUCGUCAGUUAACUGCUGAAGCUGAUCUUAUGGUCCCUUUUCAAUUGGCUGCGUUGAAGACUAUAAGUGAAGAAGACAAGUAUUUUUCUAGGGUAUUUCUAAGAAUUCCUUCAAUUGGAAUUGGUAUUCCAAGCUCUGAGAUGAAUUUACAAAAAAUGAAGGUUGAUGUCAAUCUGGGUGUUCUUUUGCAAGGAACAACUCCAUCAGAGUUUUCAGUGGAUGGUUGGGAUGGAAUUGCUCUGGAGUAUUCUGUUGACUGGCCCUUACAGCUGUUCUUUACUCCAGAAGUCCUUUCUAAGUACCUUAAAGUUUUCCAGUAUUUGAUCAGACUUAAGCGAACACAGAUGGAACUGGAAAAAUCAUGGGCUGGUGCAAUGCAUCAAGACCAUGCUGAUUUCGCCAACCAUAGAAGAGAGAAAAAGAGUUGUUCUCUAUCUCAACAUCGUCGACAACGAACAAGACCAAUGUGGCAAGUUAGAGAGCAUAUGACUUUUUUGAUCAGAAACCUUCAGUUCUACAUCCAGGUUGAUGUCAUUGAGUCUCAAUGGAACUUAUUACAAGCACAUGUGCAGACUUCCAAUGAUUUUACCGAACUUGUGAGCUUCCACCAAGGAUAUUUAUCGGCUUUGAUUUCUCAGUCCUUCCUGGAUAUUGGGUCUGUAUCUAGGAUUCUGGACAGCAUUAUGAAACUUUGCUUACAGUUCUGCAGUAACAUUGAGCAGUAUGAAACUAAUCAAAAUCUUUCUGAAUUGGAACAAAUAACUGAGGAAUUUAAUAAGAAGUCAAAUUCUCUUUACACUAUACUCCGUAGCAGCCGGCUUGCCGGAAGUCAGAGAGCACCAUUUCUCAGGCAAUUUCUUAUGCGUCUAAAUUAUAAUUCCUUCUUUGAGGCUACUGCAAGAGGUGUGUUAAAUGGUGUUAGACCGCGUCCAAAUUUGCCUUCUCUGCAGCAAAAACCCUAAAAUAUCAGUAAAGAACAGAUUUAGAAAUACUUUUUGGGGAUCCAACUUGUUUAAUUGGCUGUAGAGAUUAGCAAAACUGUUCUUUUACGUUGGAGAGUAUUACUAAGAGCUACUGAUCUACUGUUCAUUGGAGGCUGAUUAGACCCUAAACAAGAUGCUUACCCACAUAUAACAAGAUUUCCUGGUUCUGCAAACUGCCUAUCUGUUACAAACUAAAUCAGGUCUUGUGAACUGAUAUUAUUGUAUUAUUUUGUUAAAUGAUGGAUAGAUAUUUUAUGAGCGUAGUUCAUCUUUUGUGAUUGUCCACUUAAAUAUUAAGAUUUUAUCAUUAAAUUUCUUGCAAUUAUGUAUAUUAUAAGGCUUCAGCUUUGGAAUUUGGA